Merops nubicus (carmine bee-eater) is the source of this 1642-nucleotide messenger RNA. RefSeq names its product 5-hydroxytryptamine (serotonin) receptor 2B, G protein-coupled (gene HTR2B). Lineage: Eukaryota; Metazoa; Chordata; Aves; Coraciiformes; Meropidae. The coding region runs from base 1 to 1392 and encodes 463 amino acids. Gene Ontology annotation, cellular component: plasma membrane; dendrite. Gene Ontology annotation, biological process: smooth muscle contraction; vasoconstriction; regulation of behavior. The transcript is spliced from 3 exons. The record is from RefSeq and is a predicted model, not a curated record. Gene Ontology annotation, molecular function: neurotransmitter receptor activity; G protein-coupled serotonin receptor activity.
AUGUCCUAUCCUCUACUUUUCUUGAACGGAUCUGGAGUUGGCAAUGGAUCUUUAUCACCUCUCUCAGUAACAGGAGAGCCCAAGCAGGACUACCCAAGUGAGGAACAAGGAAACAAAGUGCGUUGGGCAGCUUUGCUGAUCCUCCUGGUGAUAAUCCCCACCAUCGGGGGGAACAUACUUGUCAUACUGGCAGUGUCUCUGGAGAAGAAGUUGCAAUAUGCCACCAACUACUUUUUGACGUCCUUGGCAGUGGCAGAUUUGCUCGUGGGUCUGUUUGUGAUGCCGAUUGCCCUUCUCAUAAUAUUAUUUGACAACGCCUGGCCUUUACCAACUGCCUUGUGUCCUAUCUGGCUGUUCCUUGAUGUCCUCUUUUCCACAGCUUCCAUCAUGCACCUCUGUGCCAUCUCACUAGACCGCUAUAUUGCGAUUAAAAAGCCAAUCCAGGCUAGUCAAUACAAUUCGUGGGCUACAACGAUCAUCAAAAUCAUCGUGGUUUGGCUCAUUUCAAUAGGCAUUGCUAUUCCGGUCCCUAUCAGAGGCAUUGAGGAUGGAGAUGGCAACUCUACAAACAUCACGUGUGCCUUGAUGCCCGAUCGUUUUCACGACUUCAUUCUCUAUGGAUCGGUGGCUGCGUUCUUCAUUCCCCUCGCUAUCAUGAUCGUUACUUAUUUGCUGACAAUCCAAGUGCUACGCAAGAAAGCCUACUUGAUCAACAAGCCACCUCAGCGUUUCACUUGGUCAACAGUGUCCACAGUAUUUCAGCGUGACACAACUCCUGCCUCCUCACCAGAAAAGGUGGCUAUGCUAAAUGGCUCCAGAAAGGACAAGAUUUUGUCCAGUGACAUGCCUAUCUGUAGAACAUCUACAAUUGGGAGGAAGUCCAUGCAGACAAUAACCAACGAACAAAGGGCAUCAAAAGUUCUGGGCAUUGUAUUUUUUCUUUUCUUGUUGAUGUGGUGCCCAUUCUUCAUUACAAACAUAAGUUCAGUUCUGUGCAACUCCUGCAACAAGGAGGUUUUCCAAAAGCUUAUGGAGAUAUUUGUUUGGAUAGGCUAUGUAUCCUCAGGAGUGAACCCACUUGUCUAUACACUCUUCAACAAAACAUUUAGGGAGGCUUUCAGCAGGUAUAUCACUUGCAACUAUCGGACCACAAAGCCUAUCAAGGCCCUUCGGAAGCGCUCCAGGAGGAUCUCUUUCAGAAGCUCUGUGGCAGAAAACUCCAAGCUCUUUGUCAUGCACGGGAUGAGAAACGGGAUUAAUCCCAUUAUGUACCAGAGCCCAAUGAGGCUGAGGAGCUCACCCAUCCAAGCCUCAUCAGCCAUUCUGCUGGACACAUUGCUGCUCACAGAGAGUGAAGUUGAUAAAACAGAAGAACAAGUCAGCUAUGUAUAGUGCAAUGGCAGCUGAGUCCAUGUCAUAGUGUCACUGUAUGUAUUACUCUAGUUAACUGUGCUAUAAGAGGGUAUAAAUACUACUGUUUUGUUAUUUAUGUAAGCAAUAUCUUAUAAAUUUCUGUUAAUUCCUCUCCUCCAAAGUUUCUUCUACUUUAAUCCCAAUGCCAGAGUGGCAACACCAACUUCAUUCCAUGAUAAAUGACUAACACAGAACUGUAGCCUACAGGAAGAGGGAAAUAAAUAAAAGC